AUGGAAGCCUUUCUCAGUCUCCCCAAUCCCAACUUCGUCCGGAUCCCCGAGGGCCACAAGAUUGAAGAAGAGACUCUCCCAGACUAUAUUGCCUCGCAGUAUUAUCCAACCCGGAUUGGAGAAGUCAUCAAGGAGCGGUAUAAAGUCAUCGGCAAGUUGGGAUUCGGGUCUACAUCCACUGUGUGGCUGGCACGGGACAUGGAUGAACGACGGUAUGUUAUGCUCAAAAUCUGCGUCAAGGCUUCGUCAAUGGGGCAACAAGUGGACAAUGAGCUCAAUAUGUAUAAAUACAUGGAGCAGUCCCCGACGGCCCAUCCCGGUCGCGACGUGAUAAGAACGUUACUCGAUACAUUCUACAUCGACGGACCCCAUGAUAAGCACCGAUGCCUUGUGCAUCCCCCGUUAUGGGAGAGUGUGCUGGCCUUCUUACGCCGUAACCCGGUAGAGAGGCUCCCUUCACCAGUCCUCGCAGUCGUUCUUCAUCGCCUAUUUCUAGCCUUGGAUUAUCUUCACACAGAGUGUCACAUUGCACACACUGAUAUCAAGGCCGAUAACAUCAUGUUCGGAAUCAAGGACGAUUCAGUCUUCACCGACUUUGAGGCGCACGAACUUGAAAAACCCGUUCCGAGGAAAGAGGUAGACACGGACGGGAGAACAAUCUACAUGUCUCAAGAACUCAAAAUACCCAAACAAGUCAGCUCCCCGAUCCUCUGCGAUUUCGGUUCCGCCGUACACGGGGAUCAGCACCACUCGGUAUUCAUUCAACCCCGGAUCUACCGAGCACCAGAGGUGAUUCUGGGCGUUCCAUGGACGUUUAGCGCCGAUAUAUGGAAUGUGGGAUGCAUGAUUUGGGAUAUAUACCAAGGCGGCUCCUUAUUUACAGGCCAAGACCCCGAAUUUGAACGAUACCGGAGUCGAGCCCAUCUGGCCGAGAUGAUCGAUCUUCUCGGGCCGCCGCCUUCUAGCCUUCUUACCCAGGGGGAGCUGAGAGACAAGUUCUUUUCGAGCGACUUCCUACAUACAGAGUUACUGACUGGUUCGGUACCGCUGGAACAGAGGGAAACCACUCUCGAGGACAAGCCGGAGAGAGAGGCUUUCCUACGUCUUAUGCGCAAAAUGCUACAGUGGGAGCCUGGCAAGCGGAGCUCGGCCAAGGAGCUGGCGGAUGACGAAUGGAUACAUAGCCAUAUGUAA
Molecule: messenger RNA, 1194 nt
Organism: Penicilliopsis zonata CBS 506.65
Lineage: Eukaryota; Fungi; Ascomycota; Eurotiomycetes; Eurotiales; Aspergillaceae
Exons: 5
Coding region: 1-1194 (397 amino acids)
Biological process (GO): regulation of mRNA processing; spliceosomal complex assembly; protein phosphorylation
Molecular function (GO): protein kinase activity; ATP binding
Source: RefSeq, a predicted model, not a curated record